Phyllostomus hastatus (greater spear-nosed bat) is the source of this 2451-nucleotide messenger RNA. It is a transcript of the gene VPS4A, whose product is annotated as vacuolar protein sorting 4 homolog A. Lineage: Eukaryota; Metazoa; Chordata; Mammalia; Chiroptera; Phyllostomidae. Bases 148 to 1461 code for a protein of 437 amino acids. Gene Ontology annotation, biological process: endosomal transport; vacuole organization. The record is from RefSeq and is a predicted model, not a curated record. The transcript is spliced from 12 exons. Gene Ontology annotation, molecular function: ATP binding; ATP hydrolysis activity.
UGGGCCGCGUUCCUCUCUCGUUCUCGGACGCCGCUCCGGCUGCCAGCAGCCGCCCUUCCCCGCGCCGGACGCAGUACCUCGGCUCUCUGAGGCCGGACCGAGCCCGCAAGCAGCGCCGCGGGGUGUGAGGCGGACCCAGGAGAUGAAAUGACAACGUCAACCCUCCAGAAAGCCAUUGAUCUGGUGACCAAAGCCACAGAAGAGGAUAAAGCCAAGAAUUACGAGGAGGCGCUCCGACUCUACCAGCAUGCUGUGGAGUAUUUCCUACACGCUAUCAAAUAUGAGGCACACAGUGACAAGGCCAAGGAGAGCAUUCGAGCCAAGUGCAUGCAGUACCUAGACCGGGCAGAGAAGCUGAAGGAUUAUUUGCGGAACAAGGAGAAACACAGCAAGAAGCCAGUCAAGGAGAAUCAGAGUGAGAGCAAGGGCAGCGAUAGUGACAGUGAAGGGGAUAAUCCAGAGAAAAAGAAAUUGCAAGAACAACUGAUGGGUGCCGUCGUGAUGGAGAAGCCCAACAUUCGGUGGAAUGAUGUGGCCGGGCUGGAGGGGGCCAAGGAGGCCCUCAAAGAAGCUGUCAUAUUGCCAAUUAAAUUCCCACACUUGUUCACAGGCAAGCGUACCCCCUGGCGAGGGAUACUGCUCUUCGGACCCCCUGGCACAGGGAAAUCCUACCUGGCCAAAGCGGUGGCAACAGAGGCCAACAACUCCACCUUCUUCUCUGUGUCCUCCUCAGACUUGAUGUCCAAGUGGUUGGGGGAGAGUGAGAAGCUAGUCAAGAACCUGUUUGAGCUGGCCAGGCAGCACAAGCCUUCCAUAAUCUUCAUCGAUGAGGUGGAUUCCCUCUGCGGAUCCCGCAAUGAAAAUGAGAGUGAGGCUGCCCGAAGGAUCAAAACAGAGUUCUUGGUCCAGAUGCAGGGGGUGGGGAAUAACAACGAUGGGACUCUGGUUCUUGGUGCCACAAACAUCCCGUGGGUGUUGGAUUCGGCCAUUAGAAGGAGGUUUGAAAAGCGGAUUUACAUCCCAUUGCCAGAGGAGGCUGCCCGUGCCCAGAUGUUCCGCUUGCACCUGGGUAGCACCCCCCAUAACCUCACGGACGCCAAUAUUCAUGAGCUGGCUCGGAAGACAGAAGGCUACUCAGGUGCAGACAUCAGCAUCAUCGUGCGGGACUCCCUCAUGCAGCCUGUUAGAAAAGUACAGUCAGCAACACACUUCAAAAAGGUCUGUGGCCCUUCCCGCACCAACCCUAGCAUUAUGAUCAAUGACCUCCUGACGCCAUGCUCACCAGGGGACCCAGGGGCCAUGGAGAUGACUUGGAUGGAUGUCCCUAGUGACAAACUCUUAGAGCCUGUGGUUUGCAUGUCGGACAUGCUCCGGUCUUUGGCCACCACUCGGCCCACCGUGAAUGCAGAUGACCUCCUGAAAGUGAAGAAAUUCUCAGAGGACUUUGGACAGGAGGGUUAAAAGCUUCUUCACGCUGGUGACGGUGAAGGGAAAGCCAUAGUGACAGGCUCAAGGCUUGACUCUUCCACCGGGAGUUCUGAUGCUGGAGCUGUGGGCUCCGGCACUGGCUCCUUUUCAUCUAGACAGAAGACCACCUCUCUCUUCGGCAGGAUGAAGGCGAGCGGCUCCUGGACGACGCUGAUGUUCACAUGUCCAAGGUUUCCGUACUUGGAGAGCUGAGUGGGUGGAAUGCCUGACCCAGAUGGUAGGCAAAGUGAAAUGGAAAAACAUUUAACAAGUGUAUAUACUGAUGUGUCACAGGAAAAAAGAAACUUUGUGGAAGUAACUGACACAAUUACCGUAUUUCAGUAUAAUAAGUGACACUGGACAGGAUUCUAUACUGUAAAACAAGACUCUGAAGGUAAUGCAGAACAGCACUGCAGGGCGGAUGGAGUAGGGGGAGUAAGAGCCAAGAGAACCUCAGUAGGCACAGGCUUCCUGUGUCAGGCCCAAGAGAAAUGCUGGGUCCCCCGGGGAAGUGGGGGGUGGGGCGUAAGUGGGGACGGCCACUCUUUGUUUGUGUGAGCACUGGCCCAUUGCCUUUUGGGAAGUUCCGUCUCCCCCAUUCUCCACACCCCCCGCCCCAGGGGCAGAGAGUGAAUAUAGGAAAGUGAAGGCAAGCUGGGAAAUCAUACAAUAUGUGGUUCUUUUGUGAUUAGCUUCUUCCACUUAGCCAGAUAUACACAUAUUAUAUUAUUCCAUUUAUAUGAAAUGUCCAGAAAAAGCAAAUCUAUUGCAUCAGAAAGCAGAUAAAUGGUUGCCGGGGGCUAAAAGUGGAACAAGAGAAUGAUUACUGGGCGUGAGGGAUCUUUUUGGCGUGAUGGAAAUGUUCUAUAAUUGGAUGGUAGUAAUGGUUGUACAUCUCUGUUCAUUUACUAAAGCAUAAUGAAUUUUACAAAUGGGUGAAUUAAUUAUUAUGUGAAUUAUAUCAAUAAAGUAGCUUUAAGGGUC